GUUCCUCUGAGGAAAUUUAUUUUUUACUUCCGUAAACAUGGCUGAAAACAAGGACAAGUCGUUAACAUGCUCAUAAAUGACAGCAGUUUUGAGUAUUGAGCCAUGGGACUGCACACAAUGCUCUCUCGAAACGCCGUCUGUAGAGGAGCUCGGAGGCUGAGCAAAAUCAAAUCAAGCACGUCUCCAUUUUGUGUUUUGAGCAGCGAGCCAUUCCGAGUGUUUCACGACAGGCAACAGCGUCGUUUCACUGUCACACUCGACGACGGAGGUAAAGUGCAAAGCGCGGUGCUGAAGUACUCACGCACGAGUGACGCGCACGUGCAUUUGUUAUCAACUGAAGUUCCGGAGUCUUUCAGAGGUCAAGGAGUAGCUGCGAGUCUGGCCAAGGCUGCACUGGACUUUGUGGUUGAAGAAAGACUAAAAGCAAGAAUCUCGUGUUGGUAUAUUAAAAAAUAUGUCGAUGAAAAUCCACAUCGUGGAUAUCAGGAGCACAUUGAAGACUAAUAUAUUAUUCAUCCAAAUGAUCUACAGCUCCUAUGAAAGGAGUCGUAGGAGCUGAAUCCUGAAUGUGCUGCUAAUUUAACUGUGGAUUUAGCUAAUUAAUGGAGGUUUUAAAUUGUCCGUUGCAUAUCUUACAGAUACUUCAUUUGAAAAUGAACAUAUAAAUCCAACAUCUGUUAGAAUAUCAUUGACUAAAAACUGACCAGAUGGACUGAAUGGAUGAAGCAUGGUAAAGGCCUUAUUGCCUUUAUUUAAUGAACUCAUUGCCCAUAACUCUCAUAUUACACCCAACUAGAACAGAAAAACAUUUAACAAAGUCAUCACAUCAUUAAACACUGGAAAGUGUACUUAUAUGUCAUGGCCACAAAAAUACUGAUGUAUAUAUGACUAUUUCAGGAAGCUCAGUGCCACAGGGGAGAUGGAACGAUUUAUUAACUUUUAUCUUAUCCAUUAUCUUUGUGUGUUUCUUAUUCAUCUGUUAAUAAAGAUUAAAAUAUGAAAUAAUCCUGGAUUAUUAUAAAGCUGUGUACAGACUUUAGCUGUUCUAUUAUUUUCUUGCAGCUGCAGUGAAGGCAUUAAACAGCUUUGUCAUAGAUUGAUGAACUUGUUAAUUAAAUAUAUAAGUGACCUGUCCAUAUUUCAUAUUUU
Molecule: messenger RNA, 1149 nt
Organism: Pangasianodon hypophthalmus (striped catfish)
Lineage: Eukaryota; Metazoa; Chordata; Actinopteri; Siluriformes; Pangasiidae
Product: protein NATD1
Exons: 3
Coding region: 103-504 (133 amino acids)
Source: RefSeq, a predicted model, not a curated record